GUUUCCACACAGACGCGAGUGUUGUUAUAAAAAAAUGUAUAUCACAAUAUUAUUAUCUACGUUAAUCUUAACUACAUUAGCGUUACCCAAUCCCGAAGUUAGAGAUUCACAAAAUAACAUAGAACCAGAAUCUUCAGCAAGAGUUUUAGGAAAAGAUUGUUCAGGAGGGAUUUUCAGUCCUACUUGUUUGAAGAUCGAAGCUAUAUCGAUGCUGGAGAAAUUGAGUUCAAAGGAGGAAUUACAACUUCUACCUGGUGUUAGUGUUGUUAAGGAGGAAAAAGAAAAUGGUAGCAAAGCUGAAGAAUUCGCUGCAGAAUUGGCAAGAUCCUUACCAUCGAAGCCUGAUGAGAGAUUGGAUAAAUAUCUUUUGUACAGACUCGGCAAUUAUUUGGACACACACUCUGUGAAGUUGAGGCUUUUAGAUGAUGGCGCGUCUGAAGAUGCUAGGGCUUUAAUGGGUGAGGGCAGGGGUAAAGGUGGACUUGGAGGUGGCAAGAAAGGAGGUAUGGGUGGAUUGUUAGCUGCUGCUCUUAUGAUGAAAGGUACUCUCAUGUCAAUAGGCCUCGGAGGUCUCGCUAUGUUGGCGGGGAAGGCUUUAAUGACAGCAUUAAUGUCACUCUUACUGUCCGCAAUUAUUGGCUUGAAGUCAUUGACCAGCGGUGGCAAGUCAACCACGUAUGAAAUUGUAUCUAAGCCUGUAUACAGUCAUUCCCAUUCUCACUCUACCGCACAUGAAGACGUCGGUGGAUACGGUCAUUCUGGAUAUGGGAGGAAUUUAAAAGUAAGAAGGCGUUAAUGGAAUAGAGUCGCUUGUAUUUUAAUAUUCAAACUUUAUGGUUG
Molecule: messenger RNA, 840 nt
Organism: Papilio polytes (common Mormon)
Lineage: Eukaryota; Metazoa; Arthropoda; Insecta; Lepidoptera; Papilionidae
Exons: 2
Coding region: 35-796 (253 amino acids)
Source: RefSeq, a predicted model, not a curated record